Molecule: messenger RNA, 2409 nt
Organism: Amyelois transitella
Lineage: Eukaryota; Metazoa; Arthropoda; Insecta; Lepidoptera; Pyralidae
Gene: spz5
Product: protein spaetzle 5
Exons: 8
Coding region: 128-1378 (416 amino acids)
Biological process (GO): central nervous system formation; regulation of Toll signaling pathway; innate immune response
Cellular component (GO): extracellular region
Molecular function (GO): Toll binding; growth factor activity
Source: RefSeq, a predicted model, not a curated record
GCUAACUGUGAGUUGAGGCUGCGCACGCGCAUAACGCGAUCAUGCGCGAGUUACCGGCCGCCGUCGCAAGCGUUGUGAGUGAAAAGUGUUUUGUGUAGUGUGUGUCGUCGAAAUAGUGCAGUGUGUGAUGGCUGGUAACAUGAAAAGACUCGGUUUAUAUUUAAGAACAUUUUUAUUGUUAAUAUGGACCCUCUGCAGAGGGGGCGACGGUUACUCCUGCCCUUACGGUCAGAACUGCUACUUCGAGCCUGCGCCCCCCGGCAGGGCUCCGUCCUGCGCCCAGCCAGGCCUCACCUACUGCUUGUACCCUCAGCCCUAUCCAGAGCAAAUAAUUAGGAAGCUAAUAGACGCCGGCCAAUACGACAUAAGGACUCUUCUCUCAGACGAAAGCAGAGACGAUUUCAGCUCGAACAAGAAGAACGACUACCCUUACGGCUACGGUCCCAACUCACUGCCCCACGUGGACCAGAUCUCGUUGGUCAAUGACCCUGUGUUCCCCAAGAAUUAUAAUAAGUUUCAUAAUAGAUAUAACCCGCUUGAUAUUUACGACUCAAAAACACCUCUACAGCCUCCAUCGCCCGUAGAUCCAUCGCCGUACAAUAUCAAUACAUAUCAGUCUUCGAAUUUCACAAAAUUCGGCUUCCAAGGCUACCAGACUUCCUCGCCUAACUUCUGGAACGUUGGACGCAACCAUUUCAAUGAUUAUGACAAGAAACUGUACAGACAAAGCGGUUUGAACCCUAAUUUGGGAUUUGAGCAGGGUUACAACCCUAAUAUGUAUGACUAUGAUUCGUCUAAUUGGUUCCGCCAAGCGGCCACAGGGGUGACACAUUACAAUCCAAAUGAAUGGUGGAAAUACGUAUCACCGUCCCGUGCCGACGUCACUGUCCAGCGUUCUAUCACAUUCCCGACCAGGUCUUCCACCAUCAGGUCCAGGAAACGCCGCAACGCGAAGCUGGUCAGCGAGUCGGCGAAGCGGACUCUCACCGGGGCCGAAGCUCUGAGGAUAGCUUUGGGAUUGGCCAGUGCCGAAACGGCAGCAGAGCGCCCGCGCCGCCAAACAGCGAACACAGUCGACCUCUGCCGCAUACGAACGCAGUACAUCACGCCCCGGGCGGCUCUCAACAACAAGGGCAACUGGCGGUAUGUGGUCAACAUGCCUGAUAACAUGACGCAGUUAGUGAGAGCUGAGAUUUGCGCAUCGACUGAAUGCAAUGGACUCUGCACACUACCGGCAGGAUACAGCUCGCGUUGUGAACAAAAAUAUAUUCAAAAACGAUUAGUUGCUCUUGAAUCCAGCGGGCAAAACCUCUACACGGACUUAUUUUGGAUACCCAGCUGUUGUCAAUGUACUAUUGUAGCAAAUAAUAAUAGUUAGUAAACAAUUUGUGAUCCCAUGAAAUGGGUUAUUAGAUGUUGUAGUUCUCCUAUUCGCUACAAGAUGGCGCGACUUAACAAUAAAUAAAAUACUUCCACUGCCUUUAUGAUUAAUUCAUAAAAUAAUUUUAAAUUUUAACACUGUUUUUAACAUAACAUUUUAAUUUAAUAAAGAUGGCGCCACUAUCUCAUGUAGGAUUGAAAAGAGGCUUUAUUUGUAUUAAUUAAAUUAACGGUGUUUUUUUAUAAAAUUAGUCUUUGUGAAACAUAUUAGAUAUAAAUAAUAUAAAAUGGGUUAAAUAAGAAAUAAAUUAGUCCCGAAGGAGGUUUAUUAAAAUAGGCAAGUGCUGCUAAAUAUGGAUUCCUAAUUUUUCGACAUUGCACAAUUUUAUAAAGUAUUAAUGUCUAGACUAAGAAAACUAUGUAAAUAUUAGGUCUAGCCAAACGCGAUUGUAUACUUAAUUAAUUUAAUUAUAAUGACAUAAUUUCAUAUCAUGUUAACAUUUUUUAAAAUUUCUUCAAUAGUUCCCGAUUCUUUUUAUAUUCUGUAGAUACAAUUUUAAUUCUUGUAUAAUUAUUUUUUUUUAUUUUCUUAAUAAUCUGUUCUAACAAGUUUCCUUUGAUAAAGAAGAAAUAAUACAAUUUAAAUGGCUUUAUCUAUCAAAUAAUCGAAUUACAAGAUAAUUUCAUAGACAGUUGUAUGAAGUAGCCAUCUUUUUACGAAGUAAUUUUGCUAAUUCCUACUGAAUAGAAAAAAGCGGGCCAAUAAUGGUCAAAAUAUCUAGAUUAUUUUACAACUUCGUAUGUUCUUCUUUAACUUUCUAACAACUAAAUACACCACUAGACCAAUUAUGAUGACAUCUUUAAGGUACAGUUCGAAAACCAAAUGUAUUUAAAUGACCUAAAAAAAUAAGUUUUCUUCUCUUAAAUAUGUUUAUUUUUCAAACGUGAUUGUUAAUAUUUUUUAAUUAACAAAACCGAACGCAAAUUGUCUGCUCUCAACAGUAAAUAUAAUAAUUUAUCUGUGACAAA